Molecule: messenger RNA, 1606 nt
Organism: Tuber aestivum (summer truffle)
Lineage: Eukaryota; Fungi; Ascomycota; Pezizomycetes; Pezizales; Tuberaceae
Source: the annotation of a GenBank genome assembly
AUGUUUACUGCUAGAUCAGCUUUCUCGACUAUUGGAAGACGUGCCUUCUCUGUUUCUGCACACCAGGUAUUGUACCCAGUGGCCGCUAAUCAUCCCGGUUGGAUGAAGAAAUUUUUCCACCCAUGGCUUCUUUUGAAAUUGACUGCCACGAGAGCUUCAACUGAUUUCAUUCACUUCUUGGUGUUUUAGAGCUCUAAGGUUACUAUUCUAGGCGCCGCUGGUGGUAUUGGCCAGCCUCUAUCACUGCUUCUCAAGCUAAACCCUAGAGUUACCGAUUUGGCCUUGUACGAUAUCCGGGGCGGGCCAGGUAAUUAGCAUGCCCACGUAUGGCCUGCCUUAUGGAUGCUAAUUGCACUAUCCAGGUGUUGCUGCCGACGUUUCUCAUGUCAACACGAAGAGCAAAGUCACCGGCUAUGACCCGGCUCCCGAAAAAUUGAAGGCUGCACUCGAGGGCGCCGAGAUUGUCCUUAUCCCUGCUGGUGUUCCCCGCAAGCCUGGGAUGUCCCGCGACGGUAAACAUUCCCGGACAAACCUUAAUCCUAUACCAGACUGACUCUCUUAGAUCUCUUCAAGACCAAUGCCUCCAUCGUUCGCGACCUGGCCAAGGCUGCCGCCGACUAUGCGCCUAAUGCUAAGCUCCUUAUCAUUUCCAAUCCCGUCAACUCUACUGUUCCUAUCACUGCAGAAGUACGUUACCAUCGUGUUCCCAUCUUAACCCUAGAAAUACCGACGAAAAAAUUAGGUCUUUAAGGCCAAGGGCGUCUACAACCCCAAACGCCUCUUCGGUGUUACCACCUUGGACGUCGUCCGCGCUUCGAAAUUCAUCUCCGAGAUCCAGGGAACCGAUCCUGCCGGUGAAGAGGUCACCGUUGUCGGUGGACACUCUGGUGUCACCAUCGUUCCCCUCCUAUCUCAGUCCAACCACCCCUCUAUCGACGGCGCGACCAGAGAUGCCCUUGUGAAGCGUAUCCAGUUUGGUGGCGACGAGGUUGUCCAGGCUAAGAGUAGUGCUGGCUCUGGUGGCUCUGCUACCCUUUCUAUGGCCUUCGCUGGGAGCCGGAUGGCAGACUCCCUUCUGCGCGCUUCGCACGGUGAAACCGGUGUCUUUGAGCCUGCCUUUGUUCAGAGCCCGCUCUACAAGGACUAUGGCUGUGAAUUUUUCUCCUCCAGGAUCGAGCUGGGUCCCGAGGGUGUUAAGGAGAUUCACCCUGUCGGAAAGGUCAACAAGUAUGAGGAGGGGCUGAUCGCAAUUGCCCUCAAUGACCUUGCAGCCAAUAUCAAGAAGGCAAGACACUGUGAUACCCCCCCCAUUUAUGCCAUUACUGACCCCCGUAUAGGGUCAGGAGUUUGUCAAGGCAAACCCAUAAGCAGGCGAUAGUUGGAUUCCUUAAGGGUAGUUGCACGGUUUGUUUCAUACGUCGUGAUGUACUUUCUCAUGUGAUUUCUUUAGUGUCUGUAGACCGCGGGGCUAUGUGGCUAAACGUCUCAUCACCCUUGAAUCAAUAUAUGAAAAAGAAAUUUUUUUAAAAAAAACUCAAUUCCACUUCGUCUUAUCAAAAGUUUAAAGCACCUGUACCAUAGAAAAAUCGCAUACCGGUAAACAACG